AUCUGAUCCCCAACGGCAUCAUCGCGUAGCCUCUCUUCCGGAAGCCAUGAAUCGUUCAAGUCUGUCUGCAACGCGGUGAAAACAACUACUCAUCCAUCUUCGACAAUAACCGGUGCACCCAGCCAAUUCUCUUCAACCCCUCACGACUCUGCUUAAUUGCUGCCGCCAAUAUGCCGGAGCAACAAGUUGCCCAAAUCAUCGUCGAUAGCAUCUACCGGUCAGGUGUGAAGGUAGUCUUUGGCAUUCCUGGGGCCAAGGUGGAUGCCAUCUUCGACACCCUGUCCGACCAUCCUGAAGUCAAACUUGUCGUGUGCAGACAUGAACAGAACGCCGCCUUCAUGGCGGCAGCAGUCGGCCGUAUCACAGGCACUCCAGGAGUCGCUAUCGCUACUUCGGGACCAGGUGCUAGCAAUCUCACCACCGGUUUGGCAACUGCCACCACCGAAGGCGAUCCUGUCGUUGCUAUCAUCGGCUCCGUCCCCCGUCUACUGAGCACCAAGCACACCCAUCAAUCGCUGAAAGCGCUGGAAGUUCUUGGUCCGGUUGCAAAGUCGGCGACGAAUGUGGAGGUGGAAGACCAGGCGGCCGAAGUCGUCUUGUCUGCUUUCCGCACCGCUAACACCAACCCCAAAGGCGCCAGUGUCAUCUCCAUCCCCAUGGAUGUGGCGGCCAAUAAAUCCAAAAUCACUGCAUUUCCUUCCUCGGCUUUCGUGGCGCCACUCUAUGGACCUGCGCCCACCGAUGAUGUUCGCAAAGUUGCCCGAAUGAUCGAGCAAGCCAAGCUCCCCGUCCUGUUCCUCGGGCAGCGAGCGAGCAGUAAUCGAGUCGUCGAAGCUCUGCGAAUUGCACUGAAGAAGCACCCGAUCGCAGUAGUUGAGACUUUCCAAGCCGCAGGAGCGAUCCCAGAAGACUUGGCCCAAACGCUGUUCUACGGUCGUGUAGGCCUCUUCCGAAACCAAACCGGUGACAGGCUGCUGCAAAAGUCCGACUUGAUCAUCACCCUCGGCUACGAUCCCACCGAAUACGACGCCCAGCAGUGGAACCCGAGCGGGAACCUGAAUAUCGUGCACGUCGACUUUGUCUCCUGCGACUAUGGCGCUUACUAUAGUCCCAAACUCGAACUCCUCGGCUCCGUGCGAGAGAACAUCCUCGCCUUGUCCGACGCUCUUACGACCGUACCCAACCCUGCGGAAAACGAGUUCUGCAAGAGUCUCAGCCGAGAGCUGCGAUCAUGGCAGACAGAGGUGGAGAACACGAAGAGUGAGGGCCUCGUGCACCCCCUCCGCCUCGUCUCGGCUCUGCAAAAGCGCGUCUCCCACAGCACCACGGUGACGUGUGACGUCGGCACCGUCUACAUCUACAUGAUGCGGUACUUCUUCGCCUACGAGCCGCGCCGACUCCUCUGCUCGAACGGCCAGCAAACGCUAGGCGUCGGCAUGCCGUGGGCCAUCGCCGCAUCUCUCGUACAGGAACCGCCUUGCUCGGAGAAAGUGGUGUCCCUCAGCGGCGACGGGGGCUUCAUGUUCUCCUCUCAAGAACUGUCGACGGCCGUGCAGCAGGGCUGCAAUAUCACGCACUUCAUCCUCAACGACGAGGCCUUCAAUAUGGUGGAAUUCCAGGAGGAGAUGAAGUACGGGCGCAGCAGCGGGAUUGGACUCGGCGGCGUGGACUUUGUCAAGUUUGCCGAGGCGUUUGGUGCGAAGGGGUUCCGGGUGAGUGACUCUUCGCAGCUGGAGGCGGUUAUGGAUGAGGCUUUGGCGUACAAGGGGGUCAGUCUGGUGGAUGUGAGGAUUGAUUAUAGUCAUGUGAAGGACUUGGCUGGGGAUCUGAUUGAGGAUACGGUCGGGUAGUAGCGGAGAGAGUUGGAUGCUUGACAUUUGAACGUGCUGUUCUUGGGGAUAAUAGACGAUAGAGUGGAC
Neohortaea acidophila is the source of this 1919-nucleotide messenger RNA. Its product is annotated as thiamine diphosphate-binding protein. Gene Ontology annotation, biological process: butanediol metabolic process; L-valine biosynthetic process. Bases 171 to 1850 code for a protein of 559 amino acids. Lineage: Eukaryota; Fungi; Ascomycota; Dothideomycetes; Mycosphaerellales; Teratosphaeriaceae. The transcript is spliced from 2 exons. The record is from RefSeq and is a predicted model, not a curated record. Gene Ontology annotation, molecular function: magnesium ion binding; thiamine pyrophosphate binding; flavin adenine dinucleotide binding. Gene Ontology annotation, cellular component: acetolactate synthase complex.